AAGCGCAACAACCACAUAACCACCUAGUUCUCGGACUGAACAAACCAUUAGUGAGCUGAAUCGGUCCAAGAUGUCACAAACGAAAGACGAGAAGCCUGUCCAUACCAUCAUCCUUGACGCCUCGCCCCUCCUCCUCAACACUCCCGGCAUCUCCACCCUCCUAGCCAACGGCCAUGUACUGGUGACGACCCCUUCAGUCCUAGCAGAAAUUCGGACCGAAGAAGCAAGAACAAGAGUAGAAACGCUCUACAAGCCGUUUCUCGAGAUCAGAACGCCGAAGCCAGAAAGUGUCAAACACGUCAGAGAAUUUGCCAGGAGAACUGGCGACGGCGCAGUACUCAGUCAGACUGAUUUCGAAGUGAUCGCAUUGGCCUACGACAUCGAGUGUGAGCGGAAUGGCGGCGAUUGGAGGUUACGUGCGGCGCCUGGCCAGAAGAGACUGAACGGUAGUCCGCCUCAGACGACAAGGGAGCAAAGCGAUGGAACGAUCGACUCAAAACCCGAAGAUGCCACCACAGAGUCCGCCGUAGGAGGGGAGAAGGACGCAGACGACGCCCAGGCUUCCCAAAAUGAACAGGGGCUAUCAGAAGACCUAGCGAGUCAGGUACAGUCCCUGGAUCUACAAGAUGAAAUGACGGCGCAGCAACAACCGGAGCAAGAAAUUGAGACGGUUGAGGAUGGCGAUGCGGAGCAAGACGGCGAGACUCGAGCAGAUGAGGAAGAGCCUGACUCAGAUGAGGGUUGGAUCACCCCAUCCAACAUCAAGAAGAAACAAGCGAAAGACGAGGCCGCAAACACCAAGUCGAAAUCGGAAACAAAACAUCUACAAGUGGCCACAAUGACAGGCGAUUUUGCCCUGCAGAACGUUCUCCUCCAAAUGAACUUGAACCUGCUGUCAAGCAGGACUUGCCAGAAAAUAUCACAAAUCAAGCAGUUCGUCCUUCGAUGUCACGGCUGCUUUGGAACAACCAAGGAGAUGAACAAGCAAUUCUGUCCUCGUUGUGGACAACCGACUUUAACCCGGGUUAGCUGCACGACUAACGACAAGGGCGAGGUCAAACUCCAUCUCAAGGCAAACAUGCAAUGGAACAACAGGGGAAAUGUGUACUCGAUACCGAAAGCCAUCCACGGAAGUGCGAACCAGAAAUACAAAGGCCCCAGACAGGGUGGGGGUCAAGGUGGUUGGGGCGAUGGCCUGAUAUUGGCGGAAGACCAGAAGGAGUAUAUCAGAGCCAUGACGAACAUGAAGCGGACCAAGGAGAAGGAUCUGAUGGAUGAAGACACCCUGCCCAGCAUCCUCACGGGAGACAGAGGACAGAACUCGGGAAGGAUGAGAAUCGGAGGAGGCCGCACUAUCAAUUCGAGGAAGCGGUAGUGUUGUAGAAUUCGAACUAAUGAAGCGAUGACCGACCACAAUUCUGCUUGGGUAUUCCUGUAAAUGCUUUUGACGCCAGACACCUUGACUCCAUCCAUUCCUCUAUCGAAUCAUUUCUUCUCUUCUUCUGCAACCGGAUUAGUGCUUGCCCGGGUACAGUUGGAUAUGGUCGCACAUACUUUGUUGCGUGAGGAGGAGACCGUAUCGCUUUUUGAGCG
Molecule: messenger RNA, 1593 nt
Organism: Exophiala viscosa
Lineage: Eukaryota; Fungi; Ascomycota; Eurotiomycetes; Chaetothyriales; Herpotrichiellaceae
Product: Nin one binding Zn-ribbon like-domain-containing protein
Exons: 1
Coding region: 71-1375 (434 amino acids)
Biological process (GO): maturation of SSU-rRNA; ribosomal small subunit biogenesis
Cellular component (GO): preribosome, small subunit precursor
Molecular function (GO): RNA endonuclease activity
Source: RefSeq, a predicted model, not a curated record